AUGUCGCACUUCACGAGUGUUAGCCACUUAUACACGUAUUUGGACACGAAUGUUUGGCACAGACAGUUGACGAUGUUCAAUAAUACCUCCGAGAAACCUGGACAGCUGAGGCACCGAACAGGUGUCGUCAAAUCUGCGUCAAAACAAAAAAACACUGUUCAAACCAGAAAGGUCCUUUAUAAAGUGGGCUACAAUUGGAAUAAAGGUGGAAGACUGAAAGAGCUACGAAUAAGGCAUUUGGCAAGAAAGUUUCUGAAGAUAUGGAAACAGAAAACAUUUGGAAGAGUUCUUUCCCAAAAAGCAAAGUUUCACUAUAAAGACACAACUUUGAAGCGAAUAUUUGAUACUUGGAAAGAUGUGUGGUGGACAUCAAGGAGGGAGUGGAGUUUGAUGCUGCGUGCAGAGUGUCACCACAAAUACUUCCUAUGUAACCAGUUGUUACAAAGUUGGAGACAUUUUGUGAUUUUACAACGAAUGAAGAAGAUAAAAACUCAAAACGCUCAAGCAUUUGCUGACAAACAACGUUUGCGUCAUGCUGGGAAAUGCUGGGAAAAUUAUACAGAAGUGAGGAGAAUAAAGAAGAGAAAUCUUGCCACUGCCCUUGAGCUUUACAAAUGUUCCACACUAAAAUCUACUUGGACAAAAUGGAAGCAUCAGCUGCAGCGUAUUCAGUACCUGUAUGUAAUGCAAGAUGAAGUCCUGAAGCAGAAAAGAACUUCCACACAGCGCAAGGUUUUACUGCAUUGGAGAGACUUGUCCACUCUUUCAUACCAUGAAAGACUAAAUGAGUUAAAGGCUUCACAUCACAACACCACCCGGCUGAGGAGAAAAGCAUUUAAACAGUGGAUGUUUUAUGUCUCCUGCCGCAACACUAUUUGCAGAUCUGCAGUUGUAGCUCAAAAAACGUUCCGCCUGAGGCUUCUUAGAGUGUACUGGACAAAAUGGUCUAAAGCGUUGUAUGAGAAAUGGAGUGAAGAGGUGACCUUGGAAGCUGCUGGGCAUUUGGCUGUUCGAAUCUGUCAGCGCAGAGUUGUCAACAGAUGGAAAGCUUAUAUGAAACUUUGUCACAAAAAAACUGACAAUAUACAGAAAGCACAGGAGCAUAAUCGGCACACUUUACUGAAAAUGACUUUUGGAGGUUUGUCUCGCAAUGUUAAGUUAAAUAAAUCAAAGAGACUUAACUACAGUAUGGCUUCACAACAUCACCAUCAAACCGUUGUGGGGACAUUUUGGAGACUGUGGCGGGACCGUCUUGAGGAAGUAGAAGACCGGAGUUUUCAGUACCUCACUGAAAAGGCUGAUACCUUUUACAGUGUUUCCCUGUCAAGAGCUUGCUUCAGAUUCUGGAGAGAGAGGUUGUCUCAGUUAAGACAUAUGAGGACUUUGGAAAAGCAAGCAGAUACUAUGUUUGCCGACCGCAUACUUCCAGUCUGUUUCCAUUCAUGGCACAACUGGACAGUCCAGGAAACGAUUCAAGAACAAAGACAAGUCCAAGCUGAGGAAUUCAACAGACGGCACCAGUACUCAUGGGUGUUUUACACCUGGUGGGAAUUGUCUGAAAAACAUAAACAACGGAAGAUGGCUGAAGAAACGGCAAUAUAUCAUGAGGAACAAAAGAAAAUGCAAAAAGCCUGGAUUCUAUGGAGGAAACGAACAGAGAUGAGGAUGAAGGAGAAACAUAAGAUGGAUAUUUCAAAACAUCUGUAUCAACAAAGACUAGUGCAAAAUACAAUGACACAAUGGAAGGAAAACACUGCUGAGCUGAGAUAUAGGAGAAGCAGAGAGCUUCAAGCUUACCUCCAAGGCGAUCUGUGCAUCCUCAGAUGGACUGUGGACAAAUGGAAAAAGUUUGUCCUGAAGCAAAAAGUCAAGAAACAAAAAGCAGAAGAAAUGCUGCUGUACCAUGAGAAACAGAUUCUUAAACACUUCUUUGCGACGUGGAAGAAACAUCAUCUCCAGAUGCAAUCUGUAUAUGUCAAAGCAGAGGAACUUUACAAACAACAGACACUCAAGUCCCUUAGGCGAGUGCUGGAGAUGUGGCAGGAGAAUGGAGCUGAUUCUGCCAAGUUUAGAAUCAAGAAGCAAAUGGCACAAAAUCACCAUCGACAUGUCCUUCAUCUUAAGAUGUUCAGUGCUUGGAGAGAGAGAACUGUAUUUGCAGUGACCAAGCAUCACCAGCAGAUGGCAGCUCUAAGCCAUGCACGGGAAUCCAUAAAGAAAGGGAAAUUAACCUACUUAUUCAACAAGUGGCGUCUGCAAACAAAAACAUGUCAAAUGGUGCGACUCCACAUGCAAAGAGCCGAGAGGUACCAUGACACUUCUGUUCUCACCAAGACCUUUAGAUGUUGGGAAGAUCACCACCGCCAUUUUCAGAAUAAUAAGGUGAUGAAACGACAAGCCAGCUUAUUGCUGAGAUUGAAGAUAUGGCAGACUUACUUUGAUCAAUGGAAAAUUAAGCUGCAGCACAGACGCAGGGAGAGAAGGCUGACAGAGAGUGCUCUCUGGCACUGGUCGCUCUCUCUUCAAGCCAAGGUGCUGAGUGCAUGGAGAGUGUAUGCGGCUGAACAGCACAGGGAGCGAGAGGAAGUGGCCAAAGCAGCUCAGUUUUACAGAGACAAUCUGCUCCGAGAGGGCGUGUCCCGUAUACUGACAUAUGCAGCUCAGAUGGACGACCUGACCACCAGCCUCACUCAACACACACAGGAACAACGUGCAAGACGUCUCCAGAGAGUAGUCCGGCGCUGUGCCCUGAAAUGGAAACUCCCAUGUGAGUCUCAGGCAGAAGAGGAUCACGCUCUCAUGGAGAGGCUGUACACUCGCACGCCUCGACGUCAGCCUCGGUGCUCUGAGGAACUUCUGAAAUCUCCAAGAACUGUGAUUUUGGGAAGUUUCACAGAAGCUUCACAAUCACAAAGUCUCAGUUUUGACGUUGCUGCUUCCCUCCCUGCGGAGUCAACCCCAAACCAAACGCUCCUUCUGCCCCCUUCAGCCUUCAUGACAGCAAUCACUCCCGAAGAACCUUCUUUUGAACAAUCCGGUCAACCUGUUAUAAAUUCUAGAGAUCCAGUGAUUGAACUAACAAACGAACUGUUGGGCAUUAAACAAGACAUGACACUUUACCAACAGGACAAAAAGCAGCUGCGGGCAUGGUGCAUGUUAAGAGAUGUGCUUGAGACUUGGCUCCAGACCAGUGGACAGGACAACCACGCUGAAACAGACUCUGUUUCAAAGGAAUUGGAAGAGCUGAAGAACUGUAUCGACAAGCUCACCACAAAACUAUCAGAACAGAAGCCUACGAUAGUCCGACAUGUUGAGAGGAUUCAACAUCUCCAGGCCUCUUGUGGCACCAACGCAAAAUGA
Messenger RNA from Knipowitschia caucasica, 3360 nucleotides. The record is from the annotation of a GenBank genome assembly. Lineage: Eukaryota; Metazoa; Chordata; Actinopteri; Gobiiformes; Gobiidae.